AUGGAAUCAAAUACACCUCCUCAUCACUCCAGACAAGAAUCUUGGAAUACGGAAUUUAACACUACGACAGAGGGUCUAAAAAAUGAUCACCUAGAACUUAAAAAGGAUAUAGCACAAAAAAGAGGAACAGUGAGGUGUUGGAGAUCUAAACCUGAUGCAGAAAUGGAACAUUCUCGUCUCUUUCCACUCUGUAAAUACGUUUUAGAUAAGAACGUAGGAAACGUACCUCUCAUGAGCAGCACCUUCUCCUUAACUAAAGUCAUCCGGUCCAAUAACACUGAACCGGUGCAUGUGAACUUUGUGAUGCAUCGACAGCGAAUGGAAUCAUUCAUGAACUGGCCAAGAGAUAAAAAGAUACCAAAAGCUGUUGAUUUAGCAGAGGCAGGAUUUUUACGACCAGCAAAAACUUUAGAGUUACACGACCUGGUUCAAUGCUUUCAGUGUGGAAUAAGCUUAGAGAAAUGGACAGAGGAUGACAUACCAUGGAAUCAGCAUGCUUUAUGGAACCCAUAUUGUUCGUAUCUUAGGAUGGUGAAGGGUGAAGAAUUUAUCAUGGAGGUUCACAAUAUGAAUUACACGAGAAUGUCGACGAUAUCUGAUUCUACAUUGAACCAGUAUGAAAGAGAAAUAUUCCAAGCAGAUAUGCAAGGCAUGAAUAAGAUUAUCACCCAUAUGGUAACUAAACGACUCCAACCGGUAUAA
Penaeus vannamei (Pacific white shrimp) is the source of this 702-nucleotide messenger RNA. Lineage: Eukaryota; Metazoa; Arthropoda; Malacostraca; Decapoda; Penaeidae. The record is from RefSeq and is a predicted model, not a curated record.